Messenger RNA from Anoplopoma fimbria (sablefish), 5124 nucleotides. It is a transcript of the gene acsl3b, whose product is annotated as acyl-CoA synthetase long chain family member 3b. The record is from RefSeq and is a predicted model, not a curated record. The transcript is spliced from 15 exons. Gene Ontology annotation, molecular function: long-chain fatty acid-CoA ligase activity. Gene Ontology annotation, cellular component: endoplasmic reticulum; plasma membrane; lipid droplet. Gene Ontology annotation, biological process: long-chain fatty acid metabolic process; neuron differentiation; long-chain fatty-acyl-CoA metabolic process. The coding region runs from base 312 to 2447 and encodes 711 amino acids. NCBI's taxonomy places the organism in Eukaryota, Metazoa, Chordata, Actinopteri, Perciformes, Anoplopomatidae.
UGUUCAAAUUUAGAUUUUUUUUUUUACUUAAUUUUACAUUCAUUUAUCAACAGACUCGCAGUUGUUAUUUACAACCAAACACAUCCUGUUAAUAGACUGUAUCAAUAUAAUGUCAGAUGACUGGUUACAAGUGUAAAGAGACCUGAUCCAAUCCCCGCAACAACGCAGGCGUAGCGGCUGAGAAAAGAGGUCUGUUACACCUUCAGCCACAGCAGCAAGUCAGUCGGAAUACUCAACGAGCAGUGACGAGUGCAGCGCAUCAUUGGUUGUCUGGUGUGAUCCAUCUCCAGCGCUGACUUCAUCCUCCGAAGAUGAAGUUGAAGGAGGAUAUGAACCCUCUGCUGCUGCAGGUCUUCCGCUCUGUUGUCUGGGUCUACUCGGUCAUCACCUUCAUACCCUGGUACUUCUUCUCCGGAGCCAGCACCAACUUGGAACGGGCUCGCCGGAUCAAGGCAAUCUCGGUUAGUGGAAACCCGGCGGGCCCUUACAGGUCCAUCAACAGCCAAGAGAAGCUGUCGUCAUGGCUGCAACCCAGGGUGGACACCCUGGACAAAAUGUUUGACUACGCCGCGAGUCGGUUCCCAAAGAGAGACUGUCUGGGCACUAGGGAGGUGCUCAGUGAGGAGGAUGAGAUCCAGCCCAACGGCAAGAUCUUCAAGAAGGUAAUACUAGGAAACUAUAACUGGCUGUCAUACGAGGAAGCCUACGAGGCAGCAAAGUGUUUCGGCAGCGGUCUGGCAGCGCUCGGCCAGAGGCCUCAGCGUAACAUCGCCAUCUUCUGUGAGACCAGAGCAGAGUGGGUCGUAGCAGCACAAGCUUGCUUCAUGUACAAUUUCCCACUUGUGACCCUGUAUUCCACUCUUGGACCCACGGCCAUCGCGCACGGCCUGAACGAGACCGAGAUCACGCACAUCAUCACAAGCAAAGACCUGCUUCAGAGCCGUCUCAAGGCCAUAGUGUGUGACGUGCCGAGACUGCAGUACAUCAUCGUAGUUGACAAUAAAUCCACAAGCUGGCCAAACAUUCCCAGAGGCAUCAUGGUCUACAGCAUGGACGCUGUGAAGGAGAUGGGAUCCAAGCCUGACAAUAUAGCUGUAGACCGCAGACAGCCAGAGUCUUCAGACCUCGCGGUCAUCAUGUACACCAGCGGCUCCACAGGCAUCCCCAAGGGUGUCAUGAUCUCCCAUGGCAACAUCAUUGCUGGCAUCACUGGCAUGGCUGAGCGAAUCCCUAACCUCAAUGAAACAGACACCUAUAUUGGCUACCUGCCGUUAGCGCACGUUUUGGAGCUCAGCGCUGAACUCGUGUGCAUCUCUCACGGCUGUCGCAUUGGCUACUCCUCCCCUCAGACUCUAGCUGACCAGUCUACCAAGAUAAAGAAGGGCAGUAAAGGGGACACCAGUGUGCUGAAACCUACUCUAAUGGCUGCUGUACCAGAGAUCAUGGAUCGAAUCUACAAGAAUGUGAUGACCAAAGUAGAGGAGAUGAGCAAAUUCCAGAAGACGCUCUUUGUGCUGGCUUACAACUAUAAGAUGGAGCAGAUCUCCAAGGGCUACAGCACGCCUCUCUGUGACAGUCUGGUGUUUAAACGGGUGCGUGCGCUCCUGGGAGGGAACACGCGGGUUCUGCUGUCUGGCGGAGCUCCGCUCUCAGCUGCCACACAACGCUUCAUGAACAUCUGCCUGUGCUGCCCUGUGGGCCAGGGCUACGGCCUGACGGAGACCUGUGGAGCCGGCAGCAUCAGUGAGAUUUGGGACUACAGCACAGGGCGGGUUGGCGCUCCACUGGUUUGCUCAGAGAUCACACUGAAGGACUGGCAGGAGGGUGGUUACUACAGCACAGACAAGCCCAACCCACGGGGGGAAAUUUUAAUCGGCGGUCCCAAUGUAACGAUGGGCUACUACAAAAAUCAAACCAGGAACCAAGAUGAUUUUUUUGUGGAUGAGCACGGCCAGAGAUGGUUCUGUACAGGAGACAUCGGAGAGGUCUACCCUGACGGAUGCCUUAAGAUCAUCGACCGUAAGAAGGACCUGGUGAAAUUGCAGGCAGGCGAGUACGUCUCUCUAGGAAAAGUGGAGGCUGUUUUGAAGAACUGCCCACUCAUAGACAACAUCUGUGCCUAUGCCAACAGUGACCAGUCGUAUGUGAUAAGCUUCGUGGUGCCCAACCACAAGCAGCUAAUGGUGCUGGCGGAGCAGAUGCAGGUGAGGGGCACAUGGGAGGAGAUGUGCAACAACUCCCAGAUGGAGAAAGAGGUCCUACGCGUCCUUACUGAGGCUGCUUUAUCAGCAAAAAUGGAGCGAUUUGAGAUCCCAAAGAAGAUCCGUCUGAGUGCUGAACCCUGGACGCCAGAGACCGGGUUGGUCACUGACGCAUUCAAACUGAAACGCAAGGAGCUCAAAACACACUACCAAGACGACAUUGAGAGGAUGUACGGCGGAAAAUAACACACUCCAAACAACAUGUAUAUAUAUGCUCGCACACAUACAUAAGGAGCUCAGAAGCCACUAUACUUGGAGAGGAGUUAUACUUUAGAUACAGGUAAGACACACACAUUAUUACAGACACAUAAGAGCGUCUCAUGCACCUCCUCCUCAGCUUCACUACGACCAGCUUCGAUCAAAAGCUCUUGAAUCUCAGCUCAAUGCUCUCAAUCAAGACCAAAAGGCAGAAGGUCCCUCACAGACAAGUGAACCAGCCCGAUGUGCUCGAUGCGACACACUCAUCGUUCCCCUUUGAUGGAUUUGGCCCUUUUGAGUUGCCAUGACAACGGGGAUGGCACACAAAGUCGGAUGUCCGCAUGACUCAAAAGUGAAACAAAUGUCAGGCUAGGCGUUUAUCUGGAUCAAUGUCUGCAACUCCCUCUUUAUUGCUUCUCUUCCUCCUCCCCCCUUUGCUUUUCUUGGAGCCUUCCACCAGUUCAGCUUGGUUGUGGACUUGUAGUGCAGAUACCUGGCAGGAAAAUGAUGGGGCUAUCAUGAGCCUGAUAGAGGGAUCCCUCCUGUGCUUCAAGUAACAGUAAGGCUAGAGUAAAUGCAGGGAUCUCUAAUAUCGAUUAAGGAUUUUUUUUUUUUAUGAUGUCACUACGGUUUCUUCAUGUUUGGUUUGUCAGCUUUGAAACCCAUUUGAUGAGUAUUUUUGUACGUGAGGAAAUCGGUUUUGCAAAGCCAUGUGAGAUUUAGCAUCAAGAUUUUUUUUUUUUUUAAUUACUUUUUCCUAAUGUUGGUGGUAAUGUGUGGUUGUAAAAUUCUGAGGGUUUUUAUUUCUUUAUCAUCCUGUUUUUUUUAUUGCCAAUUAGUUUAGGCUAAUGUACUUUAAUUAGCUUUGUUUACAAUCUUUUUUUGUUGUUGUCAUUACCUCCCCUUGUUCCGCCUGUGCCCUAAAGUUUUUACAUGUUAGUGUGUGUUUACUGACUUGACUUGUAGAAGCAAUUCCAGUCUUCAGUCCCCUAUGACCUCGGCCUUUUGCUGCAGGUUCAAACAUCAAUUGUAAAAGGCAUCUAUUGGGACUUUUUCCAUCCCUGCUCUCUGGCCCCAGCUCCAUUUUUUUCCCCCACCUUCGCAGCUCCUGGAUGCCUCCUAACCUGUGUCUUAUUGGUUAUUUUGUUGGUUCAUUGACCUACCGUAGCCCUGCCACGUACUCCUCCAGUCAUGACUAAUGCACUGUAUGGAUGUCUCCAAGGGAACAUCGCCCAGCUUAGAAAAAAUUGUUACAUUAGUAAGCCCAGUUACAUUUUGGCACAAGUUAUCCUUUUCUUUGCCAUAGGUCCAGUUAUUGUUACUUUUUUUUUUUUUUUUUUUUUUUACUUAUGAAUAUGAACUACAAAAUGAAUGUGCAAUAUUUAUACACAAAUUGUAACUGAAGUAUGUAGGAAGGAAACAUGCAUACAGCAGCCCCUCCGUAGUGUAUGAAUGUUUUGCUCAUAUGGGAAGACCUGUAGGAAACCAAGCAAAGAAGAGGGUGGUAGAGAGACACUGAUGUAGCCCGGUUGAACAUACUGUGCUUAACUGUAAAGUUCUGCAAUAAUGUAAUGCUUUUUAAUAAGACUGUAAAGUGGAAACUAAAAUACUUGGCAUUGUAAAAAUUGCACGAUGAGAAGUGUGCAACUGUAUCAAAAACACUGCACUCCAGUCGAACAACUGAAGAAAUUCUUUAUAAAUACAAUCCCUGUUGAAUUGUGGGUAUAUAGCAUAAACUCACCAGACCUCAUAGAGAGCAGAUAACACUUAUGUAUCUUCAAAUUAGUUUUUGCUGUAUGACACUAUAUGUGCAAUGUAUAUUAAAGGGUCAACUGCCAUUUGUUACAUCUCAUGUAUAACGUAUACAUUAAUUACUGUAUAUUUUCAAAUCGGUGGUGAUAUUCUCUUUAGGUUAACGGGCAGAAGAUUACAAAGUGUUUGGUCAGUGGUCGUUUGUAAGGGCGACGUCUCUCCCACAGCUGCCCUCUUGGAAUUCAAACCUUGCUUUGCUUGUUCUAAAGACAUUAAGCAUUAAUAUAAGCUACAGUCAGGUACUCUAACUACUUCUCUUAUCAGAUGUCUACUAGCUCAAAUGUAGUAGGGUUACUUUAGCAUGUAAAACAAAAAUGGACAGUACUAUCAUAAUGAGAUGGGAUGCCGUUCCUCCCUUCCUGUUUUUCUUUUUUAUGACCGUUCUUUCUCCUGACGUUUCAGUGAAAAGUCAGUAGCUUACUGUGCUGUUUGCUGCUUUUCCUCUGCCUGUCUAGAGGCGGCUAGUUGCCUUCUAACACACAUGAGCUGUCUUCAGGGGUCUUAAGAAUGUGAAGCACUCCACCAUGUUUUGUUGAUGGCACACCAUGCCGUGUCCUGCUCCACCCAUUUAAACUAACGGCAAGGCAAAGACAACGGGUGGUGCAAAGACCACUCCUGUUGAUUCCACUUGCGUUGUAAAUAGAUUGAGAUGGGAGGGGAUCAACGAUUCAAGUUCAUUCAAACUACCAAUAAUUGUACAGGUGUGAACAUACAACACAACAUCCUGUUAACAUAUUUAAAUAUCUUUGUUACUGACCAGUUUUUGGGGUCUCCUCCUUGUUUCGUGUGGUCAAGUGGCCCUGCCAGACGGGCUAUUGCAAGUGUCUCCUUCCUUAUUUAUUUGUGAUUUGGC